Molecule: messenger RNA, 7351 nt
Organism: Macrobrachium nipponense
Lineage: Eukaryota; Metazoa; Arthropoda; Malacostraca; Decapoda; Palaemonidae
Exons: 7
Coding region: 1036-6240 (1734 amino acids)
Biological process (GO): regulation of transcription by RNA polymerase II
Cellular component (GO): nucleus
Molecular function (GO): DNA-binding transcription factor activity, RNA polymerase II-specific; DNA binding
Source: RefSeq, a predicted model, not a curated record
UCGUCGCCGGCGGCCUACCCGCGUAGUUGAAUAGAUCUUGUGUUUCGGUAGAUGGUGUGAAGUGAGUACAUUAACGAUCCUCGGCCAUUAAAACAUUCCAUUAUUCUUUUCAUAAACAUUAUUGGUUUAGGUGAGCUCCGGUUAUGUGGUAACAUACACUUCAAGAAAUAAAAGUACACUUUUGAAAAAAAAAUUUAUUACAAAACUCGGUGAACUGAGAGUGGUGUGAGGUGUGGAAAUUGACAGCUUCUUGUAACCACAGCGUAAAUGGCGAUGAAUAACAGGCAUUAAUGACAGACCACAUGGACAUUAAUGAGGAGUUGCGCUGCCAAGACAAAGUGCACCAGUAUUGGAGAGGCAGCAGAAAUUAUUAUGGCGCCGAGUUAGUGAUGGAAAAGUUGUGAUACUAGCCUAAUCGUAAUAGGCGUAGGCCUAUGUUUGCAGAACCUCAAACAUGAGGAUGUAAUGUUCGGGAAUUGAAUGCUCUUAAACAUAAUGGCAGUGUGUGUGUUUUUGGUAAUUAGUGUUCUCAUGAACAAGGCUACCUCCUUGUCAUUAAAGAUUUUAAUGAUUAAGUUUAAGUUCAAGUAAUUGAACUUGAUUUCUUAGCCGUAGGCUACCUUGUGCAGUAACCCUAGGCUAGAAUGGGGGUAAUUGCAAGUUUUUGAAAGGCUAUACUACCAUGAAAGAAAGGAGGACAAUACAGCUAACAGUCAGUCAGUCAAGAUUAUGCCUGCCAUACGCCAGUCUUUAAACAUAACUGACCAUUUCAGUGGUAAAUUCAAUAGGCGUAGUACGGUUUUGCUGAACGAAGAGUGGGACAAGCUUGAAGGCAGGGCUACUCAUCAACACAAAAUUUGGCCUAUGCUUCAAUGCAGUGAGGACGUCUGCCUGCACCUUGCACCAUUAUGCACCUCUGCUGCACCUCAACUGAUGGCAAGAAGACUGAAUAAACUGGCAACACAGCAGCAGUUUAUGAUAAGAGGCACAUUAUAUUCUUGGGGCAAAACAGAUACAUAAAGAAAAAGUUUGACCAUGGAUGACUUAAUUAAGGAACCAGAUAGACUGGAAUUUGUGGAUUCAGACCACAUCAUGAACUAUCUGCAGAAUAUGGAUGAGGCAUGUGAAAAUAGUUUGAUGGGUUGUGAGGAGAGUAUGGGUGAGGGAGUUUCAUUUGAUAAAGACCUUGCCAAGCUUAACAUGACUGAGGGACUUCUUGACAACCUAAUCAAAAGCGUAUGUGGUGGCAUUAAUGACUCAACCCUCAUUAAUAAAGACAGCACAGCUGGCAUGUCUACUCUUUCAGAUAAUGAGAGCUCUGAUAUGGAUAUUAUUACUAAGUCUUUAAGUUUAGAUGCUUUUGAAAAUACACAGCUAAAUGAAGUUAAUGAGACAGGCAAGCUUACUAAAGAGACUUUUCAUGCUGAUAACAGCUCUCCAAAGCAGAGUUUAGGUGCUUCGGAAAGUUGCAGUGUGAAUAUAGCAAAAAAGACAGAUUCAGAGCCAGUUUGUAAAAAUGAAAGUGUUCAGAAAAGUUUACAGCCUUCUUCAAAAGAGGAUGAUAAUGAUGUCAUUGUUUUGGAUGAAAAAGAGUUUUCUGAGUUGAUCAAAAUGGAAAAGCAAGGUUCUGAAACGGAUGAUUGUGAAAUUAUUGAAGAAAAGAAACCAACUUUAUCAUGUGAUGCAAAGACUAUUAAAACUGAAAAACUAGAUAAGAAAACUAAUGUAGAGAAAGAAGCAUCUGAUCAUGCUUUCCAUAUAAACGAUAACAUGAAACAGGGGCUUUCCAAACUUACUUUCCCAUCAAAGGCAUCUUUUUCCAGAAGUUCUGUUCAGAAAAAGAAAAUUCCACCUCUUCGCCCAAUAACGAAUACAAGGAUUACUAUUGGGCAAGUUUUAGAAAAAGCCCAAGAUGUACAGAAUAAUGUGUUGGUUAAAGCUAGAGUAGAUGAUUCAAAGGAUGUUCAGGGUGAAAAUAUUGGCAUUGAUAAGCCAUCAAAUCCUUUAGCAGAUAAUGUAAAUUUGUGUUUAAGACAGAUGUCUCCUGGCAGCGUAUCCACUAGUUCUAGUGAGAAAAGCAUUGAGGAUAAAAGUAAUACAGCUAUUUCAAGUCCAUCUCAGAACAGCAGCCCUACCCUUAUUGAUGAUCAGGAUGAGAUGCUGAAGGCCAAAAACAAAUUACAAGAGAAAACAAAAGUUAAGAGCAAGGCUGCUGGUCGACUGAAAUUAGUUAACAAGAUGUCUGAAUUGUUGAAGUUUACAUUUGAUCAUGAGCAUUUUCCAUCCUCAGUUAAUAUGGCACGACUUGCCAAGAUAGUAGGAGUUACAUGGUCUCAGAUAAGGAAUUGGUUUACAAACAGAAGAGUUGAAAACAAAAGGAAUGGUAUCUUUCCAAGAGACAAGGUGUUAGACUAUUGCCCAUAUUGCUUAGUGACUUUGAAGACAGAGGCUGAACAGAAAGGUCAUCUAUUUGCAGCACAGCAUAUUAGAAAAAUAUUGGGGACAGAAUAUGCUGGCGAUGAUCAUGUUGAUGCUGCCAGAUGGAAGAAUCCAUCAUCUGAUAGAUCAGGUAAAGUGAGCCCUCUGAACCCAGAAACUGUAGAUGUAAAUAGUUCAUCAAGGCCACCAGGGGAGGAAGCAAAUAUGGAAUCAAAUGCCAAUAAACUGGGAAAGCGAUGGAAAGAUUCAUUCCUUGCAAUCAAAAACAAUAAAUGCAAUAAAGUUAACAUUUUGGCUAACCAGUCCACUGAUUCUGAAAAAAAACUUUUAGGAGAAGUGAAAGAGGAAUAUGAGAUGGAUUCUGUGAGUAAAGCAUCAGAAUCUGUGGUAAUAAAAAGUGAGUGUGAAGAUAAUUUUCAAGAUGUCAUUAAUAAAAUGGAAGGUAUUAAUUCUAAACAUUUGUCACUUUGCAGUAGUGUUACUGAUAAGGAUACUUUUAGUGGAGCAAUCCUCAAUAAAUAUGUCAGUUCAUCUCAAAAAGGUAAGUUUGCUUAUAGUAAGGUUAUUGGACAGACAUACAAAAAAGGCUUUCAAAUAAAAAAACAUAUUAAAACUUUGAAACAUGAAUUGUCAGAGCAUAGAAAUAAUAAGAGUCCUUCUGUUGAAUCCAACCAGUCUUCUGGAAAAAGUUUCCGCAUCAGGCAAAAGAAUAGUUUAGCUUUUAUGGAAGAUUCCCUUCUAGGGUAUCAGUGUCCAACCUGUUUUAAAAUCUUCCAGACAGAGUGGCAGAUGAUAAAACAUACAAUGACUCAUUUAAUGUUCAUCUGUAACAUUUGUGAGAAGAGUUUCUUUUCAGAACAUGAUUUAAAGUUGCAUUUACUUGAUCAUCUUACUGGAGCCUAUGAAGAAGAAAAGUACUACUGUCAGUUUUCAUGCAAAAUCUGCCAUAGCCUAAAAUGUGAAUGUUAUGACCCUCAGACUCAUGUGCACAAAGAAAUACCCAAGGCCUUUGAACGACCACAGAAGGCUAAACGAUCGAAGCCAACUUUCAGAACAAAACCUUACUGUGGUAUGAAUGACCAUCUGAGGGUUACCUUUGGUAAUUAUCAUAAAUAUAUGCAAAAAUCUAAUAGAAGUAUUUCAGAAAUACAAAGCAAGUUGAAACUAGAUAAAGCUGCUUUGUCGAACAUUCCCAGGAAACCAGCACAUGGUGAUAUUAAUAAAAUUGAAAGUAAGCAAGCUGUUAGUGACGAGGAAAAUGGGGAAAAGUGUAAAGAACUGAACAUUGACAAGACAGACCAGACACCAGUGUCAUCAGUACAACCAAAGUUCUUUGUACGAAAAGAUCUGGUAAUAGAGGACUAUAGUACAAUUACAGAACCAGAAUCUGCAUGUACCAAUGUUACUUCCAUACAUGCAUGUAGCACUUUGAGCUCAGUACCUGACCAGAAAAAUGUAACAAAAGUUGAAGAAAAGCCAAUUGAAGAGCCUCAGAAAAAAGGACGGGGGAGACCUGCUGGUCGUAAAAGCACAGUUAAAGAUGUAUGUAUUGAUGCUGACUUUUAUUAUAUGUGUGAAAUAUGUGAUUCAAGCUUUUUCUCAAAAGCAGAGCUACAAGAACACAUGUUUUUCCAUAGACUAAAAUCACGUAGUCGACGAGGAAGUAAGAGAAGUUUGGAAAAAGAUGAAGACAGCAGUAAGAAAGCAAAAUUAGAUGAAUGUGCAGUGUCUAAGGAAGAAUCUGAAUCUUUUAAUUUUGAAGGUUUCAAAAGGUACAAGUGUCGAAAGUGUAAGGGUCAUUUUGCAAAUGUAACUGAUUUGAAUAGACACAGGGCUCAAGUCCACAAUAAUGACUUGUCUGUAGAUUCUUUAGAAGUUUUGAAAUGCAACUAUUGUGAAAAAACUUACAGAAGGGAACGUGAACUUUGUAGACAUCUAAAACAUGCUUGUCCCAAUGCUCCUAAACACCUAAAGACUGCUUUAACUGUAGGAACAACACUCCAAACACUACAAGAUAGGGGAGAUGGCCCACAUUAUACUAUGGUGAACAAGAGUAUUGGAAGCUUGUUGAAAAGUGAUGUAUCCCCCUCUCUUGCCAAGGGGCCAUAUAAGUGCAGGUAUUGCCAUGUUGUCACAAAGUAUGAGAAGGAAAUGAAAGAUCAUAUUUGGAAAGACUGCACCAGUACACCAAAUAUUAUUAAGAAAAGGAGCCAGCAAGGCCUUUCUUUAGAGGAACUUGGAUUCCAUUGUCAGGAAGAUGAAGUAGAGGAUAUGAUAAUGAGUGGAGUAGCAGCUGCCAUGGAAACAGAUGUCGAGGAAGAAGCCACAUUAACAGAAAUAACAGACACAUCCUCAGCUGUUGAAUCUGGUUUUUCACCGCCAUUGAACAAAUCCAAAGACCCUUUAGUUUGCGCAUACUGUGGUAUUUGGUAUUACCGAAAGGUUUCUCUUGUUAAGCAUAUGAAGGAAAGGUGCAUUCUUAUUCCAGCAAAGGAUAGGAAACUCCUUAAUCAAGGGUCUGAUUUAUGUGAUGCAGUUAAUCAUAAUGGAAAGAGCUUCUGUGAAAUUUCAAACUCUUCUGGAGAUACAAAACUAGAUUCAUCAUCAAGAGGUUUAUACAAGAAAGUUCAAGGUUCAGAUUAUGAGGAAAGAUGUACUGAUUCUGACCUAGAUACCGACUCAAAUAAAAAUCCGAAUGCCACAAAUAUUCCAAUAGUGUCAAAUGAAGAUCUGAAAAAUGUCAAUACCUUGCAGAAAGUAAUUUUAGGCAAUAAUAAUAAUAGUGGUACUUGUUCAAAUGAGAGUGAAGCCACAUCAAGUAAGCUGGAACCAGUUCAGAAUAAAAGGAACACUAAACAGAAGGGGACAAGAUGCAAUCGUUGUCAUGAAACUUUUGUAUCUCCUGAUGCUGUUUUAGCUCAUAGUAGUGUACAUCAUGGACCCAAGAAAGGUUUAUAUAAGUGCAAACUUUGCCAGGAUCGUUUUCAGAAAUACAAACAGCUCCGUGAGCAUGUAUGGUUGCAUACCCAGGAGACUCCAUAUAAGUGCCAUUUGUGUGAUGCAAGAUACAGAGUUAGUGAUAACAUUUUAGAGCACCUUAUUUCAAUACAUGGCUAUCAGAAAGCCCAUGAAAGGAAUAUUUUCAAGUGGUUGCCAUGUCGUAACGGAAAGUACAGAACAAUGGAUACACCAAAGGGCGACAGCAACAGAUUUGAAAGUGAGGAAACUUUGGAAGGCUUAGAUACCAAUUUAGAGAAUCUUGCCGAAGAUAUGGUCGUAACUGAUGACAUGUGUACAGGUAAUAAUGAGGAUAGAAUUGCAACAUCUAAAGGAAAUUUAACUAAAACAUCCAAUAUCCCAGAAAAAGCAAAAGCUAUGAACAUUAGUGAUAUGGGUAAAUUGGAUGCUGAAGACAAAUGCAAAGAUUCAAGGGGUAAAUUGGAUGCUAAAGACAAGUGUAAAGACUCAAAGGAAAGUAACGACCUUGGUGGUUCAGAUAUUUCACCUGAAGAUGAUGAUAAGAAAAGUGAUUUGAAAAGUACAUGUAAAGGUGAUCCAAAACAGCUUGGUAAUCAAACUGAGCAAGAGAGCAGUCAAACUGCACAGAGUAUUAGACAAAUUGUGAAGAAACCUGAUACUGAAUCACCAACAAAAGCUUCUCUUGACAAGGGAGACAAAGAGCAAGUUGGGACAUCUAGUAAAGAUGAUGAUGAUGGAGAGCUUUUUUCUGGUUUGAGUAAUUUAGACAGUAUAAUUGAAACUGUGAAUCUCACUGAUGAUAGUUUAAGUAUUUUAGAGUGAAAAGUACCUUGGUGUCCAUGUGCUUGGUGCUGAGUAAGAGUACUUUUCACAGUCAUCUCAGGUAUCAGUCAUAUACCAUUUGGAAGGAACUUUGCUCUUCAAAUGUGAUGUUGGUUUCUUUACAUAAAAAGUGUCAUGUAGUUUGUAAUUGUUUUGAGUAAUGGAUGAGUCAUUUGUAGAACAUUACUUACAAAAUAAAACUAGAACAUUCAUCAAAGCAGCCAGUAUGCAAUUAACUCUCUGCCAAAAUCUCCAUAACUCCAAAUCUGAGAAUAGUCAGAUCAGUACAGUUAGGAGGGUUCUUAAUCACUAAUGUUAUUUAUUUUGCAGUUCUCUGGAAAAAAUGUAACUGUAGGCCAUUGACAGGAAGCAAUUAGCAAUUUAGCUUAAGAGAAGUUAUUCUCAAAAUUGAUGGGUUCUGCCAACUCAUAAGGUGUAGGAAGUCCUCAACUAAAACAAACUUCCAUUGAAGCUUCCACCAUAUGGUUGGGUUCUUGUAAAAACAUAAAACAGAUGAAAGAAGGCUAUAUAUUUACAGGAAAAGUUAUUUCUGCUGUACACUUUUUGUUUUCUAGUUAUAUACAUAUAUAUUCUAAAGCUCAAAUUGUUAAUAUGUAUAGCAUAUAAUCUGAAAUUUAGUACACUAUACUAAAGUAGUGAUUGUUUAAUUUCAAAGAGAAUGUGAUGUCCUAUUCAGAAGAAUGUUAAGGAGAAUCGAUAGAUUUGCUAAGACAACAUUUUUUAAAAUUUUCAGGCAUAAUGAAACUUGGAUAUUUGUUUUCAAAGAUAUUUUGUAUUGUGUUUUUGUUCCUGUAAAACCAUGUUUCUGGCUUAAUUUACUGGAGAAUGUAUAUAUAGUAUACAGUAAUUCUUUUACAUUGUUUUCAUAUAUGUCAUCCAUUUACAGUCAUGCCAAUCACUGUAUUACAUUAGUACUCCAUGUAUUGUCUACUUUCUGUAAACUUCUAGACUUUCCUAUGCAUUCAGGAGUAGAUAUAACCAUCUCAAUUAAAUGUGAUAUUUAGAAAUAAGAUUUGCUUUACUUGUACAUCAUUGUAUAUACAUGUUGCUUUUUAUAGGGAAUUUAACACUUUGCCCAGUACAAAUACAA